Aphis gossypii (cotton aphid) is the source of this 1188-nucleotide messenger RNA. RefSeq lists its product as uncharacterized. The coding region runs from base 1 to 1188 and encodes 395 amino acids. The transcript is spliced from 2 exons. The record is from RefSeq and is a predicted model, not a curated record. Lineage: Eukaryota; Metazoa; Arthropoda; Insecta; Hemiptera; Aphididae.
AUGGAUGAAAUGUAUUUGGACGUAGCUGGCGGAUAUGAAGAAGAUUGCAAAAUAACUCAAAUGCAGUACCACUCUUUCCUUCCGUAUUCGACUACAGCUUUAUCCAAUAACGAUGAAAUUAGAAUAUCUAUUCAAAAUAUGGACGCUUACACUUUUCCUUGCGAGAGCUAUCUUUACAUUGAAGGUAAAUUAAAUAUACCUGCAGAUAUUACUGCAGAGAAGAGUGAAUUCAGCUUUACAAAUAAUGGCUUAGCAUUUUUAUUUUCUGAAAUCCGAUAUGAAAUUAACGGAGUGGAAAUACAAAAAUUAAAAUCUCCUGGAAUAUCUUCGAGUCUUAAAGGUUUUUGCUCGCACACUCCGAGUGAAUUGAACAAUCUACAAAAUGCUGCUUGGGACGUAGAUAUGGAUGCCAGUGAAAAUAAACAUUUCAUGUUAAAUAACAAAUUCGCUGGUUGUAUCCCGCUCAAACACUUGUUUGGAUUUUGUGAAGAUUAUAAAAAAAUACUACUCAACUGUAAUCAACAAAUAAUUUUAAACAGAUCGUCUACAGAUUUUGAUGAGUUGUAUGUUUUGACGACAACUCCUAAUGAAAAACUUAAAAAAGUAGCCAUUGAAUUAAAUAAAAUUAUCUGGAAGAUGCCCAUCAUCAGAGUUAGUGAUAAAGAAAAAAUAAAACUGUUAAAAGUAUUAGACUCUCGUAAACCAGUUGCAUGUGCGUUCAGAAAUUGGGACUUUUUGUUGGAGAAACCUAGAUUUGCAUUAAUCGGACUUCAAACCGAUCGAAAAAAUAAUUCAUUUAAUCCAUCAGGACGAUUCGAUCACUGCUAUUUGAAAAACCUAAAAGUACAUUUAAACUCUGAAGUAUAUCCAUAUGAAGAUUUUCGUGCAGAUUUCACAAACAAUGUUACGGCUAUAUUGUACAAGGCAUAUGCUGAAUUCCAGAAAUCGUACUACAAGAGAGAGUAUAGUGACCCUUUACUUCCUAAAAAUAUUUUUCAACAAUUUGUACCAAUCGUAGUCGUGGAUUUAUCACGACAGAAUGACAACGUAAAAUCAUCGACUGUAGAUUUACGAAUUGAAUUCGAAACAGACAAGGCCAUUCCAGCAAAAACCGCAGCUUAUUGUCUCAUUUUACACGAUCAAAUUAUAACUUAUAACCCGUUUAAUGGUGAUGUAAGGAAAUUGUAA